This is a messenger RNA of Camelina sativa (false flax), 712 nucleotides long. RefSeq names its product putative pectinesterase 56. Gene Ontology annotation, biological process: cell wall modification. Gene Ontology annotation, molecular function: pectinesterase activity; enzyme inhibitor activity. Lineage: Eukaryota; Viridiplantae; Streptophyta; Magnoliopsida; Brassicales; Brassicaceae. The record is from RefSeq and is a predicted model, not a curated record.
UUCUCUAAGAUUUGGAAAACUAAAAAUGGUUACAUAUGUUAAAAACAACUUUUUCUUGGUUCCUAUAGUGUUUUUACUUCUUUUUGUUGUCUCAUCAUAUGCAAGAUAUAAUACGGAAGUUACAAAAAGUCAAAUCAUCGACAUCUGCACACAAAAGGAUAGAGAUAUCAAUGAAUCAGUUUGCUUUGAAGUCCUGGAUUCAAUCCCUGGAAUUGCAACACUGGAUUACUUUGACCUCGCCAAAUAUUUGAUUAAUUAUGAUUCUCGAAAAUUCUCAUAUAUGAUGAAGCAGUUCCAAUCACUCAAAAACAGCACAACCGAUCCCAGUUCUAAGGGUUCAUAUAAGAUGGUGGUUCCCUCAACGUCCUCUGAUUUGAUAGAGAUGGUGGUUCCUUCGACGUCCUCUGAUCUUGAUUCCAAGGCACUCAAGAGUAAAGCAAAUCUUGUGGUAUCUAAAGAUGGUACCGGUAACUACAGAACCAUAAACGAAGCGGUGGCGGCGGCACCGGUUUUCAGCAAAACAAGAUUCGUCAUAUACGUGAAAAAGGGAAUUUACGACGAGAUCGUUAAAAUUGGUAAACCGAAAACCAAUUUAACCAUCAUUGGAGACGGAAGAGACGCAACCAUUCUAACCGGGAAUUUGAGUGUCAAAGACGGAACAAAAUUUUUUCAUUCCGCAACAUUAGGUAAUAUAAUAUCUCUUUAUCUCUAA